Messenger RNA from Triticum aestivum (bread wheat), 757 nucleotides. Its product is annotated as ureide permease 1-like. Gene Ontology annotation, biological process: nitrogen compound transport. The transcript has 4 exons. Gene Ontology annotation, molecular function: uracil:monoatomic cation symporter activity; allantoin:proton symporter activity. Gene Ontology annotation, cellular component: membrane. The record is from RefSeq and is a predicted model, not a curated record. Lineage: Eukaryota; Viridiplantae; Streptophyta; Magnoliopsida; Poales; Poaceae. The coding region runs from base 209 to 757 and encodes 182 amino acids.
GUAAUCGCCAAGGAAGACAACCGCCACAGGAUCAAAUAUAUAGGCAUAUAUAGCAACGCAGGUCGCAGGCAGGGGAGCAACAUACGUAGUACACAACUUGUUCAGGAUCGUCUUCUCCAUCUCCGGCGGCGGCGGGUGGUUGAAGGCAGCCCCCCUACUGAACCCAAUCGCGCGGUCGCGCCUUGUGCAUCAAACAAGGCCUCUCAAGAUGUUCGUCGUAGAAGACAAGGGUAGCGCCAUUGCUCUCAUGUGCGCCGCCCUCCUCUUCUUGGGCACAUGGCCAGCAUUGCUCACCCUCUUGGAGCGCAGGGGCCGGCUACCGCAGCACACGUACCUCGAUUACUCGAUCACCAACCUCCUCGCCGCGGUCCUCAUUGCACUCACCUUGGGCCAGCUUGGGGACAGCAAGCAAAACAUGCCCAAUUUCUUCACCCAGCUCAAUCAGGAUAACUGGCCUUCGGUGCUGUUUGCAAUGGCAGGGGGCCUUGUGCUCAGUAUUGGGAACCUUUCUACACAAUAUGCUUGGGCAUAUGUGGGUCUCUCAGUUACCGAGGUUAUCUGCGCAAGCAUGGUUGUUGUUAUAGGCACAACACUGAAUUAUUUCCUGGACAACCGCAUCAACAGGGCAGAUAUUCUUUUCACUGGAGUGGCUUGCUUCCUUGUUGCAGUCAUCCUUGGGACUGCUGUACACUCUUCCAAUGCAGCUGAUAAUGAAGAGAAACUAAGUGAAUCCACAAAUGGCUACAACCUUGGGUAA